Messenger RNA from Miniopterus natalensis, 1401 nucleotides. Lineage: Eukaryota; Metazoa; Chordata; Mammalia; Chiroptera; Miniopteridae. The record is from RefSeq and is a predicted model, not a curated record.
UGAGGGUUAUUGGGGGCCUAUUUGCUGAUUAGCCAAGGGUAGGAUUUCUUUAUGCCCAGACAGCCCCAUUCAAUUUGAGAUGUUUCCGAGAACCUAGCAAAAGCCUCUUCUGCCAACCUACAGGGGCGGGGCCCGAGUUGCCUUGAAGAUCAUUAAGAAUGUGGAAAAGUAUAAGGAAGCUGCUCGACUUGAAAUCAACGUUCUGGAGAAAAUCAAUGAGAAGGAUCCUGACAACAAGAACCUCUGUGUCCAGAUGUUUGACUGGUUUGACUACCAUGGCCACAUGUGUAUCUCCUUUGAGCUUCUGGGCCUUAGCACCUUCGAUUUCCUCAAAGACAACAACUACCUGCCCUACCCCAUCCACCAAGUGCGCCACAUGGCCUUCCAGCUGUGCCAGGCCGUCAAGUUCCUCCAUGAUAACAAGCUGACACAUACGGACCUCAAGCCUGAAAAUAUUUUGUUUGUGAAUUCAGACUACGAGCUCACCUAUAACCUAGAGAAGAAGCGAGAUGAGCGUAGCGUGAAGAGCACAGCUGUGCGGGUGGUAGACUUUGGUAGUGCCACCUUUGACCAUGAACACCAUAGUACCAUUGUCUCCACUCGCCAUUACCGAGCACCAGAGGUCAUCCUCGAGUUGGGCUGGUCACAGCCUUGUGAUGUGUGGAGCAUAGGCUGCAUCAUCUUUGAGUACUAUGUUGGCUUCACCCUUUUCCAAACCCAUGACAACAGAGAGCAUCUAGCCAUGAUGGAAAGGAUCUUGGGUCCUAUCCCUUCCCGGAUGACCCGAAAAACAAGGAAGCAGAAAUAUUUUUAUCGGGGUCGCCUGGAUUGGGAUGAGAACACAUCAGCUGGGCGCUACGUUCGAGAAAACUGCAAACCACUGCGGCGGUAUCUGACCUCAGAGGCAGAGGAACACCACCAGCUCUUCGAUUUGAUUGAAAGCAUGCUAGAGUAUGAACCUGAUAAGCGUCUGACCUUGGGUGAAGCCCUUCAGCAUCCAUUCUUCACCCGCCUUCGGGCUGAACCACCCAAUGCCAAGUUGUGGGACUCCAGUCGGGAUAUCAGUCGGUGACGAUCAGACCCUGGGCCCCCCUGCAUCUGUAGCAGCAGUGGGUGUCCAGUUCAGGACACUGGUGCUUUUUUAUACAAGAAAACAACUGGAGCCCACUCCUUCCUGGCUCCCUAUAUACCUGUGAAUAUGUGAAAUAGUGUAAAUAUGAAAAAGCUUGUACCCUGCCUUGUACAUAAUGCUCCUCCAUUCUACACUCUUCUCACCCUCACUUGCCCCUUGCCAGUUGAGUUGGAUGGGGGCAAAAUGAAGUAACCAGGUGGCAUCCAUCCCACGUUUUAUAAGGAAUUUUGUAUAGUCUUUGUGAAAUAAAAUGACGUGCUUCAUCUGAC